GCCCUGCAUUUGCCCUCUGUACACUACAACACUUCUCAAUUCUUUUACUUUCUCACGGUCUUGACUCCGAGCCCUACACUCCUUUCCCCCUUGAAAUUGACGAACAUCCGGUAAACGGCGACACGCAUACGAAACGAUAGACGGCGACUUUGUCGUAGGACCUCAAACGGCGAUACACCUGCUCGGAACCUCCAAGUCAGAGAGCGCUCAGUCGCAUAAAAGGCGCAGCAUGUCUACAACCCUUGGCUCCUUCAUAGCCGGCGGCAUAGCAGCAUGCGGAGCCGUGACAGUGACGCACGGCUUCGAAACAGUCAAGAUCCGACUACAACUACAAGGCGAGCUAAAGGCAAAGAGCGAUGCGCCGCGGUUAUACCGGGGAGUCUUCCACGGCGUCAGCGUCAUUCUCAAGAACGAGGGGCCCCGAGGCCUAUUACGCGGGUUAGGAUGUGCAUACAUCUACCAAAUGACCCUCAACGGCUGCCGCCUCGGCUUCUACGAACCCGUCCGCAAAACCCUCACCACAACCCUCUACCACGACCCCAACUUACAAUCCUUCUUGAUAAACCUCUUCGCAGGCGCCUCCUCCGGCAUCCUCGGCGCCGCAGCCGGCUCCCCCUUCUUCCUCGUGAAAACCCGCUUGCAAUCGUACUCGCCCUUUCUUCCCGUAGGCACCCAGCACCACUACCGCAACGCGCUAGACGGCAUGCGCCAGAUCUAUUCUUCCGAAGGUAUAAAGGGAUUGUACAGGGGAGUGGGGCCCGCGAUGGUAAGGACAGGGUUUGGCAGCUCAGUACAGUUGCCGACGUAUUUUUUUGCGAAGAGGAGACUGGUCAAGCAUCUGGGGAUGCAGGAGGGUAUGCCGUUGCAUAUUGCGAGUAGUACGGCAAGUGGGUUUGUCGUCUGCUGUGUUAUGCAUCCUCCAGACACGGUUAUGUCGCGGAUGUACAAUCAGACGGGGAAUUUGUACAAGAGUGCGUUUGAUUGUUUGGCUAGGACGGUUAGGACCGAGGGCGUGCUGGCGUUGUAUAAGGGGUAUUUUGCGCAUUUGGCCAGGAUAUUGCCGCAUACGAUUCUCACCCUCACACUGGCGGAACAAACUAUCAAACUCAUGCGCAUGGUCGAAGAUCGCAUCUUACCCGCUGAUGUAAAAGCGAAGAUAUAAAUCCUUCCCUUUUUCGCUUCUGUAACAAUACAAUGUUAUUACCAUCUUUGCCUUUGUGCUUCUCGAGUCCUGGGUGGGUUUUUUCCCCCCACAGUCUACAGACAGCAAUUGAAAAAAAAAAAGAGGG
Molecule: messenger RNA, 1289 nt
Organism: Bipolaris sorokiniana ND90Pr
Lineage: Eukaryota; Fungi; Ascomycota; Dothideomycetes; Pleosporales; Pleosporaceae
Exons: 5
Coding region: 230-1162 (310 amino acids)
Source: RefSeq, a predicted model, not a curated record